Molecule: messenger RNA, 3987 nt
Organism: Erinaceus europaeus (western European hedgehog)
Lineage: Eukaryota; Metazoa; Chordata; Mammalia; Eulipotyphla; Erinaceidae
Gene: CHRND
Product: cholinergic receptor nicotinic delta subunit
Exons: 23
Coding region: 93-3143 (1016 amino acids)
Biological process (GO): chemical synaptic transmission; proteolysis; regulation of membrane potential
Cellular component (GO): postsynaptic membrane; synapse; neuron projection
Molecular function (GO): acetylcholine-gated monoatomic cation-selective channel activity; transmembrane signaling receptor activity; serine-type endopeptidase activity
Source: RefSeq, a predicted model, not a curated record
AGGAAGCAGGGACUCAGAGAAGAGUCAGCUCAGGGCAUCCCAGCCCUGGAGCAACCAGUGUUUGUGGGGAGCAGGGGCCUAGGCCCCCCACCAUGCUGCCUCUCGUGCUGCUGCUGCUGGGCCUCCUGGAGCCCAGGCCUGCCCAGGGGCUCCCCCUGUACACACGCCUGCCCCCCACCACCCUGCAAGCGCUGUCCGCCCAGGGCACCCGGGUCCUGCAGGCCGCCCGCAGGAGCGCACAGUGGGCGGUGAACCGCGCGGCCCUGGAGCUGCAGCACAGCCUGCACGAGUGCGGGGACUGUGCCAACCGCACCGUUGCGUGUCCGGCAGGACCUGGGUCUCCCAAGCCUCAAGCCACCCUUCUCCAGGAUGCCUCCGAGCCAGGACCCUGUGGGAAGCGGCACCCCGGCUCUGUGAACGUGACGCGCGCCCACGGACGCAUUGUGGGGGGGCGUGCGGCGCCCCCCGGGGCCUGGCCCUGGCUGGUGAGGCUGCAGCUCGGCGGACAGCCCCUGUGUGGGGGCGUCCUGGUGGCGGCGGCCUGGGUGCUCACCGCGGCGCACUGCUUCGCUGGCGCCUCCAACGAGCUGCUGUGGACUGUGACGCUGGCUGCAGGGCACCGGGGAAAGCCGGCUGAGGAGGUGCGGGUGAACCGCAUCGUGCCCCACCCAGAGUUUGACCCACAGACCUUCCACAACGACCUGGCCCUGGUGCAGCUGUGGACCCCCGUGAUCCCCGGCGGAGCGGCGCGCCCCGUCUGCCUGCCCCAAGUCUCCCGGGAGCCCCCUGUUGGCACCACAUGUGCCAUCGCAGGCUGGGGUGCUCUCUUCGAAGACGGGCCUGAGGCUGCGGUGUUGCGGGAAGCCCGCGUGCCCCUGCUCAGCGCCCACACUUGCCAGCGGGCCCUGGGCGCCGGCCUGCACGCCAGCACCAUGCUCUGCGCCGGCUACCUGGCGGGCGGCAUCGACUCGUGCCAGGGAGAUUCGGGGGGGCCCCUCACCUGCUCCGAGCCUGGGCCCAGCCCAAGGGAGGUCCUGUACGGCGUCACAUCCUGGGGGGACGGCUGCGGGGAGCCAGGGAAGCCUGGGGUCUACACUCGCGUGGCUGUGUUCAAGGAUUGGCUCCAGGAGCAGAUGAGUGCCUCCCCUUCCAGCCGCGAACCCAGCUGUAUGGAGCUUCUGGCCUGGGAGCCGUCCGGGGAACCUCGAGCAGACGCCGCGCAGCCCUGCGCCUUCUACUCUCGGCUGUGCCCCGGGUCCGAGCGCGCAUGCGUACACCUGGCGCUCCAGCAGUGCCUGCAGCGCCGUGGACGAGCUACGCGCUCUGGCGCACACCCUGCUGGACCUGCUGCGGGGCGCCCAGGAUGUGCUCGGCCUGCACCCCGGGAGGCGCCUCGCCCCGCCCGCCUCGCCCGCCCCGCCGCCCCGGGAGCCUCCCAGGCGCGCCGCCCGCGAGCAGUGGCUGCACGCAGGGUCGCGCGCUGCAGGAAUGAGGCUCCGGAAUCCCGGGCCCGAGCGGCACGAGGGAAAGGAUGGCUGCUCCGGGCUGGCGUCCUUGAAACAGAAACUGGCCAAGCUGGAAGCCACCCACGCCUGGAUCCUGCGGGUCCCCGAGGAGCGCCUGGUCAUGGACUUCCAGGAGACAGCUGGGGUCUGAACGAGGAGGAGCGGCUCAUCCGGCACCUGUUCCAGGAGAAGGCCUAUGACAAGAAUCUGCGGCCGGUGGAGCACCAGGGCCAGAGCGUGGACAUCUCGCUGUCCCUCACACUCUCCAACCUCAUCUCCCUGAAAGAAGUGGAGGAGACUCUGACCACAAACGUGUGGAUUGAGCACGGCUGGACAGACAGCCGCCUGCAGUGGGACAAGGAGGAAUUUGGGAACAUCAGCAUCCUGCGCCUGCCCCCGGACAGGGUGUGGCUCCCUGAGAUCGUACUGGAGAACAACAAUGAUGGCUCCUUCCAGAUCUCCUAUGCCUGCAACGUGCUCAUCUACCCCACGGGCUGGGUCUACUGGCUGCCCCCCGCCAUCUUCCGCUCCUCCUGCCCCAUCACCGUCACCUACUUCCCCUUCGAUUGGCAGAACUGCUCCCUCAAGUUCAGUUCGCUCAAGUACACCGCUAAGGAGAUCACGCUGAGCCUGAAGCAGGAGGAGAAGGAUGGACGCACCUACCCCGUGGAGUGGAUCGUCAUCGACCCCGAGGGCUUCACAGAGAACGGAGAGUGGGAGAUAGUGCACCGGCCAGCCAGGAUCAAUGUGGACCCCAGCAUCCCCCGGAACAGCCCUGGCCACCAGGCUGUCACCUUCUACCUCAUCAUCCGCCGGAAGCCACUCUUCUACGUCAUCAACAUCCUUGUGCCCUGUGUGCUCAUCUCCUUCAUGGUUAACCUGGUCUUCUACCUGCCAGCCGACAGUGGUGAGAAGACGUCGGUGGCCAUCUCAGUCCUUCUUGCCCAGUCUGUCUUCCUGUUGCUCAUCUCCAAGCGGCUGCCUGCCACAUCCAUGGCCAUUCCGCUGAUCGGCAAGUUCCUGCUGUUUGGCAUGGUGCUGGUGGCUAUGGUCGUGGCAAUCUGCGUCAUCGUGCUCAACAUCCACUUCCGCACUCCCAGCACCCACGUGCUGUCUGAGGGGGUCAAGAAGCUCUUCCUGGAGAAGCUGCCUGUGUUUCUGCGCAUGUCCCGGCCAGCAGAGGAUGCGCGGGGCCCCGGGUCCCUGGUCCGCAGGAGCAGCUCCCAGGGCUACAUCUCCAAGGCCGAGGAGUACUUCUCCCUCAAGUCCCGCAGUGACCUCAUGUUCGAGAAGCAGUCAGAGCGGCACGGACUGGGCCGGCGACUCACCACUGCACGUCGACCCCCAGUAAGCUCCGAGCAGGCCCAGCAGGAGCUGUUCAGCGAGCUGAAGCCCGCCGUGGAUGGGGCCAACUUUAUCAUCAACCACAUGCGGGACCAGAACAACUACAAUGACGAGAAGGACAGCUGGAACCGCGUGGCCCGCACGGUGGAUCGGCUCUGCUUGUUCGUGGUGACGCCCAUAAUGCUGGUGGGCACGGCCUGGAUCUUCCUGCAGGGUGCCUACAACCAGCCCCCCACCCAGCCUUUCCCAGGGGACCCCUUCUCCUACCAGGAGCAGGACAAGCGCUUCAUCUAGGGGGACUUGGUAUCAGAGAGAGGGUGGGGGGUGGAUCUAUGGUUGACUGGAGUGAAUUCUGGUUCCAUGACACCAGCCCAGCUGAUGUUGUCUUGGGGUCAAGGUCAAAGGCAAGGAGAAGGUCUGACCAGCUUUUCCACUGGGGGCCAGGCCUCAGAUAAGACCAUCAAAGAGGACUGUGGGAACAGUUUGUGGGGAACCGGAGGCUGUCUCAGGGGCCAGGGGAGAUGCUACCUCAGCUGCAUCUAGGGGGCCCCUCCCCAGUGGGUCAGGAAGACAGAAGCUCCUUGCCCCCUCCCCCAGAUGGGGGUAGAACGGGAGACGUCUUUUCCCACUGACCUCUCUGAUCUGGCCUCUGAGUUCUCACUGCCACCCAGGUUGGGGGGCACCUCCUAUCCUGGACCCCUCAAGAAAGCAGGAGAGCACUGGGGUAUAGGGGGCCCUUCCCCAGUCCUUUCUGCCCCAGCCACUUUGUGUCAGCCCCUCUGGGAGCUGAGCACUGCAGUGAAGGGUCAGGCUCAGCACAGAGACUGUCAGUAUCACACACAUGACUCUAGAGCCCCGGAACUCAGCCUCCCCAUCCCCCAGAACCCUCUAACAUCCUUCUCAGGUACAAAACCCUUCUCCCCAAACAAGGGGUCCCUGGUAGUGUUUGGGGCAUGCUCCUUAUUCAUCUGAAAUCCACACUAACUCAGUAUCCUGAACUGUCAUUUAUGAAGCCAGCUGCCACAGGGAACAGCCCCACAGCCCACGGGGUGGGGGGGGUAGGACUCCCUACCAACACCCCUCGAGUAAACUUGAAGCACCUGUCCCAGUCCCAGUGGGGUCCUCAGAUGACACCACA